Nezara viridula (southern green stink bug) is the source of this 1151-nucleotide messenger RNA. Lineage: Eukaryota; Metazoa; Arthropoda; Insecta; Hemiptera; Pentatomidae. The record is from the annotation of a GenBank genome assembly.
GUGUUUUCAAGCAGUUGUUCGUGAGAUUGUAUAAACUUUGAAAUAUUAUCAGUAUUGGACCGAGUUUCAUACCGUUCUCACUCGUCAGGUUUUGCGGUUUGCAGAUAAAUUCCUGACCGUCAAUAAAAUGAUGGAGAAAAAAAUCUUUUUUGUUCUUGCUGUAAUAUUUGCCUGCAUCUCCAGUAAUGCAGCAUUCACUCAGAGCAGAGCCGGAGAGGACGGUUCCAACUGGAUGAAGAAUAACAUUGGUCUCUUGGGCAGAAGAACAUUGAAGCAGAUAUGUAUUCCAGGAUCACACGAUUCCGGGAUGAGCGUAUAUAAUAAAGGUACGGCUUUGGCACAUCCUUGCAAUGUCUUAACACAGAGUGUUCCGAUUAGAAACCAGUUGGAGUUCGGCGCGAGGUACUUCGACGUACGCCCUGUGCUGGAAAAAGGAGAAUUCCUCACAGGACAUUACAGCAAGCUACCAGGAGGUAACUAUCAGGGAGGAAACGGACAAUCCAUCAAGUCCAUUCUGGACGAAAUCAACAAGUUCAUCGCGAGUCAUAACGAACUUGUCCUCGUCCGGUUGUCGAAGAGUCUCAACACUGAAAAAAGUCGUCCAUUCGACAGUCAAGAAUGGGAAAGGCUCUUCCAAGUGCUGGACAAUACCAAAAACUUGUUCUAUACAUCCAAUGGGAAUAUUUAUUUGCCUGGAGUAACAUUAGAUCAAUUCACGAACAAGGGAAAGAAAGGAGCCGUCCUUUAUAUAAUCAACGAAGCCGGAGUCAACCUGGGUUCGAGGCUUGGCAAAGGGUACUUUUACUACUCCAAUCUCGACCCGUACAGCAAGUAUAGCAACACGCACAGUCUUCAAACGAUGAUGAAGGAUCAGAUUAACAAGAUGAAGGAUGCUUCCAGAAACAGCUACUUCUUGUUGUCUUGGACCCUGACUCAAGGAGGCAAGAACGCAGGGCUCUGUAGAGUCAAAUUGGGAAAGAGCAUCAAAGACCUUUCUGCUGAAGCCAACAGCAAGCUGUGGGACAUCGUUCAAGAGGUCAGCCAGCAUGCUUUCCCCAACAUCUUAUACGUAGACGAUAUCAGGGACACGAGUGUUGUCAAUGUAGUUAUGGAAAUCAAUAAGAGACUUAAUGCAUAAUUUAUUGUUGUUU